Molecule: messenger RNA, 5402 nt
Organism: Kogia breviceps (pygmy sperm whale)
Lineage: Eukaryota; Metazoa; Chordata; Mammalia; Artiodactyla; Physeteridae
Product: zinc finger X-linked protein ZXDB-like
Biological process (GO): regulation of transcription by RNA polymerase II
Cellular component (GO): nucleus
Molecular function (GO): transcription coregulator activity
Source: RefSeq, a predicted model, not a curated record
UUGCAUUUCUAGGCUGAACAGUGCUAAUCUGCUUUGGCCCCACCUCUUACUCAUUCUAGUCUCGGCACCAGCAGGACAAAAAAUUUAACUAUGCGACAAAUUUUCCUGAAGACAUUGCUCAACACAGUUCUGGAUAUGGAAGCUUUCCAAGGAAUUUUUUUAAAAGACAACCUUUUCAGUAGGAAUUGCUAGCACUAUGGUUGUUUAAUCCUGACACAUAGCGUAUUCUCUCAGGAAUUUUCUGUCAUCCAUGAAUUCAGCCAUCCAUCCAGUAAACAACGUUUAAUACAGGAUAAGUGCUAACCACCAUGUUUAGCACUGGGAGGGGCUGGGGGUGUGUUUAUUUUGGUACAUAAAUCGGUAGUGAGGUACCGAUUUAUGUGCAUUUAGCAGAUAGAUACCUGAGGUAUUCAUUCCAGCAGCAUUUCCCCUGUAUCUGGGAAGACCUCCUUGAUUUCCUACUAAUAUUAACUGUGUAACUUAUUUAUGUAUACGAGGCUCUGCCCCUGAGCUUUCUAUUCUGUUCUAGAGACCCAGUACCAGAAUAUUUAAAUCACGGUGGCGUUAAACACGUUUUAAUAUCUGAUAGGGCCAGUUUCUGCGCAUUGCACAUUUUUUUUUUCCUUUCAGGAACGCGUUCGGGCCCGCGGCAGGGGGCGGGGUCGCGCCUCCUCCGCGACUCUGGUUCCAGCGGAGCCUCAUGGACGCGGAGAUGGAAAUCCCAAGGCUGCUCCCGGCUCGCGGGUCGCGACAGGGCGGCGGCGCUGGCAGCCCCGGGGGCGGCGGCCGGAUCCACGGAGGUCCUGACCCGCGGGCCGGCCAGGCCCCCGCGCGCCGCCUCCUGCUGCUCCGGGGCCCCCAAGAUGGCGGGCCCGGGCUGCAGCGUGAGGAGGCCCGCGCGGCCUCCCCGGGCCUGGGCCCAAGCCCGUUGGUGCCGAGGCCCGAUCACGCUGGCGGCGGCGGCGGCGGCGGCGGCGGCGGCGGCGGCGGCGGCGGCGACGAUGACUUCUUCCUGGUGCUGCUGGACCCGGUGGGUGGAGACGUAGAUUCCACGGGCGCCAGCCAGGCCUUAGGGCCCCUACGGAGGGAGGAGGCCGGGCUGGGCCCACGGUUCCAGGGGCACGAAAGCGGCGCGAACCCCGAGGGCCGCCCUGCGCCGGGCCCCAGCUGCCUGUCCGCUAUCCGCGCCCCGGUCCCGGCCCUGGCCCCGAUCCCCGCCCCAGGCCUGGGCCCCGCCGCGGCCUUCGCGGGCACCGUCACCAUUCACAACCAAAACCUGCUGUUGCGCUUCGAGAACGGCGUCUUCACCCUGGCCACGCCCCCGCCGCCAGCCUGGGCGCCUGGGGUCGCCCCUGCCCCGCAGCCCGGGGGUCUGAUCGCCCCGCAAGCGGGGAUCCCGCACGCUGCGCAGCCUGGCGACUGUCCCGAGCUGCCGCCCGACCUCCUGCUGGCCGAGCGGGCCGAACCCGCUCCCGCCCCAGCGCUCCAGGAGGAGGCGGAGGGCCCGGUUGCUGCUGAGAGUCCCCGCGGGCCGCUAGGCCAGGGCCAGGGCGUGGUGCUGUACCUGUGUCCUGAGGCGCAGUGCGGACAAACCUUUGCCAAGAAGCACCAGCUGAAGGUGCACCUGCUGACGCACAGCAGCAGCCAGGGCCAGCGGCCCUUCAAGUGCCCCCUGGGCGGUUGCGGCUGGACCUUCACCACCUCGUACAAGCUCAAGAGGCACCUGCAGUCACACGACAAACUGAGGCCCUUUGGCUGCCCGGCAGAGGGCUGUGGCAAGAGCUUCACCACGGUGUAUAACCUCAAAGCACACAUGAAGGGCCAUGAGCAGGAGAACUCAUUCAAAUGCGAGGUGUGUGAGGAGACCUUCCCCACGCAGGCGAAACUCAGCGCCCACCAGCGCAGCCACUUCGAGCCCGAGAGACCCUACCAGUGCGCGUUUUCGGGCUGCAAGAAGACGUUUAUCACAGUGAGUGCCCUGUUUUCCCAUAACCGCGCCCACUUCAGGGAACAAGAACUCUUUUCCUGCUCUUUUCCUGGCUGCAGCAAACAGUACGACAAGGCUUGUAGGUUGAAAAUUCACCUUCGGAGCCACACUGGUGAGAGACCGUUCCUUUGUGACUUUGAGGGCUGCGGCUGGAACUUCACCAGCAUGUCCAAACUCCUAAGGCACAAAAGGAAGCACGACGAUGACCGGAGGUUCAUGUGUCCUGUAGAAGGCUGUGGGAAAUCUUUCACGAGGGCCGAACAUCUGAAAGGCCACAGCAUAACCCACCUGGGCACAAAGCCUUUUGCGUGCCCCGUGGAAGGCUGCUGUGCCAGGUUCUCUGCUCGCAGUAGUCUCUACAUUCACUCCAAGAAACACUUGCAGGAUGUGGACACUGGGAAAAGCCGAUGCCCAGUCUCCACUUGUAAUAAACUCUUCACAUCCAAGCACAGCAUGAAGACCCACAUGGCCAAAAGGCACAACCUGCGCCAGGAUCUCUUAGCUCAGCUAGAAGCUGCAAAUUCUCUUACGCCCAGCAGUGAACUUACCAACCAGGGACAGAAUGACCUCAGUGAUGCGGAGCUUGUGUCUCUCUUCUCUGAUGUGCCCGGUAAUAGUUCUGCUGCAGUAUUGGACACCGCAUUGGUGAACUCUGGGAUCUUGACUAUUGAUGUGGCUUCUGUGAACUCAACUCUGGCAGGGAAGCUCCCUGCGAAUAAUAAUAAUAAUUCCCUAGGGCAGGCGGUGGACCCUCAGGCCUUGAUGGCCACCAGUGACCUUCCUCAAAGUCUGGAUACCUCACUCUUCUUUGGAACGACAGCCGCUGGUUUUCAGCAGAGUCCCUUAGAUACGGAUGAUGUCUCAAGUCUAAGUGCGGGGCCGUUGGGAUCUCUGAGCUCUUUGGCUAUGAAAACCUCGAGUCAAGAGCCCCAAGCUUUGACCCCCAGCAGUAAGCUAACAGUAGACACAGAUGCUCUGACUCCUUCGAGCACCCUUUGUGAAAACAGUGUCUCGGAACUACUGCCGCCAACCAAAACGGAAUGGAACGUACAUCCUGACUCUGACUUCUUUGGACAGGAGGAAGAAACCCAGUUUGCAUUCUCCAAUCCAGCAGGAAACCAUGGGUCUCAGAAAGAAACAGAUCUUAUCACAGUGACUGGCAGCUCAUUUUUGGUAUGAACUAAACUCUAUUCAUUCCUUGCCACAUGGCUUACUUUUAUUGAUGACACUCAAGUUUAAGAGUAUUCUGGACUAAAUGUUUAAAUGCAGUCAUUUCUUACAGGUUUGAAAAAGAACAGAGCCCUGGGCUACAAGUUUGGAAAUUUAAAUUCUGAUCUUGAGUCUGGAACUGACAGGUUGUGUGACCCUGAGCAAGUCACUUAUCCUAUCUGAGCCUUAAUUUCCUUAUUUAUAAAAUGAGGUGGUUUGAAUAGAUGGUUUCUAAGGUUAUUUCAGCUCUAUUUUCAUCAUUUUGUGCUGUUUCUUGAAAAUUUUAAAUCCUUUUACGAUGAUUAACAAUUGCAUGUGCUCCUAAUGUAAUGAAAAAUGCAUUGAGAGUUAAUGAUCUGAGAAGAUGGAACUUUUGUUUAAAAAUUUAAUGGACAUUUUACACAGUGCUAAAAUAUUUCUAAAAUCUUGUGGUGAGCUUAAAAAGAAGAAAGCUGAAAAUCUGGAUUGGUUCUUUUUUCCUGUUUAUCUUUGUAAACUCUUUUUUUUUUUUUUUGAUGGAAGGCGUGUUGGGGAAAGUUCCAGGAAUUUGAUGAGACUCAGACUCAGAAAUACUGACUUUGUGGUGUUGAAUAAGUGGCCUUAUUAAGUCAUUUCCUCUCACUAACUCUCAGUUCCCUAGGUGUAAAGCUGUCAUUGUGAUUUACACAUACCUGAUGCAUUUUAUACUUCUUCUAUCCUAGUAGUUAUGUAUGGAGGGAAAAAUGUUUUGUAUUUUGGCAUGUUUUAGUGAAUUUUUACACUUUUCCUGCCCCUCUUAUUCCCUUCCUCAAAGAAAUUAUCAUAGUUUAACACCAUGCUCGUGUGCAGGCAGUAAUGCUUUAUGCCAGUUAAGAAACAGAAAAGGGAAUCUCUUUCUUCCACAGAUUAAGGAUUUUUCUCCACACUAUUCUGUGACUUUGCCAACCUGUCCAUUAGACCUGGACAGUGUCUUUACUCUUGCAUUCAAAGCCAUCCUGUAGAGUGACCGGAGAGCCUGUGGUUCCAAGGAAAUCUGGGAAUAGGCCAGAGUAAGGUUUUUCUCCCCUCUGUGCCCUGGAGAGCUCAUUGUUUGCCUUCUACCAGAGUUCGAAUGAGAGUUUUACUUUGCAUUUUGAGUAAAUAUAGUCUGUCUUACUUGAGUAUAGCAUUUUACAGUUUAUGUAGCACUUUCACAACUGUUAUAUUUGUUCCUCACAAUAUUUUGAGAUAGUUAUGGCAAAAUUUCAACUAUAAGACAUAUUAAAAUGUAUCUAACUCUUGCUUAGUAACUCUUAAUUGUGUGUGUGUGUGUGUGUGUGUGUAUGCACAUCAACUUUCAUUUUACUCUUCUGAGUUUCAUGAUGACUUUUGUUUAUAACCACUUGUUCCAUUCCACAUUAAUAUAUGUCUCUUACCUUCUGCCAGCUCUGCUCCCUCUCCAACCUAUUCUCUAGCAUGUCCACUCCAUUCCUUGCCAUGGUCUCUCUCUUUUUUUAAUUAGGUAAGUCUUUUUCAUGGUCACCAUCUCUCAGCCAUUCAGGACAUGGCCCAUUUUUCAGUCCCAAUAUUUACUGCAAGUCUGAGUGUGUAUUAAGAAAUUAUUUUCUGUAUUUAGAGGUCAGUGUGUUUAUAUAUGAAUCAAAUAAUAAUGGAAAUAUUUUAUAUAAGGUUUUAUGAGACAUGUAGUUCUUCUAUUCUUCUAAAAUUUUUCAACAUGGAGUUCUGCUAGUAAACACUCUUAGUUGCUGUGAAACAUUCUAAUCAGUACUGUUUGUAUGUACAUUUGUCGAUAACAAUUAUAGCACUUUGGCAGUGCACUUUAUAAUUUGCCAUUUUGAAAUGCAUCUGUACUGUCUAAUUUUUAAAUUGGUUGUACUCAUUCAGUGAAAAAGCAAAAGGUAUACAUAAAUUUGUAAUCCGAAGAAAUGGUCAGAGUGUGAUUGUUUGUAACCAUUUAACAGUUCUCCCUCAGCACUUUGGAAGGAUUUUUAAGCCAAUUUUAGAAAUGUGUUGUCAUUAGUUAAGUCCUCUUAAAUAAGUUAUUCUUCUUUUCCUACAGAUAGGAAUGCAGAAAUCCCAGGUGAACAUGCAGGUCUUAAGCAUCUGUUAAUAUAUAUACUCAUAAAAAUAUUUUAAAAUCCUGUCAUUUUGUUUCUUCAGUCCCUCAUUAAAAACAAUCAUAAAAUAUGCUUUUGUUCUAUUAUGUGGAAUUGUCAAAGGACAGAUU